AUGGUAUCAGAUUCAGUUGAAAAGCCCACUAGCGAGACAAGACCUCGCUAUGCACCACGUAAGGCCAAGUCAUACGAUACCGAUAAACUGCACCAGUACGUGGUGCCGGAUCUGUCAAUGCAGGACCUGUUAUCUGCCAUUCCCACGCAAUGCUUCCGCCGCUCAACGCUGCACUCGUCUAUGUAUGUGAUGAUAGACUUUGCACAAGCUGCAGUGUUGUUCUAUGCGGCAUCUUGGAUCGACCCUUUGACGCAAGACAUGCACUGGUCCUUCCUAUCCAUGUCAGAAGAAUCUACCCGCUCUGCACUGCGAUUUAUUCUCUGGGGGUUGUAUUCAUUUUGCCAAGGCCUUGUGUUCACGGGCAUCUGGGUUUUGGCACACGAGUGCGGACACCAGGCAUUCAGUCCCAGCAAGUUUAUAAACAACACCGUGGGCUGGUUCCUUCACUCAGCCCUCCUAGUGCCCUACCACUCUUGGCGCAUUUCGCAUGCGCGUCACCAUGCGGCGACGGGCCACAUGACGCGCGACGAGGUAUUUGUGCCGUCGACCCGGGAGGAACGUGGGUUGCUUCCUCUGCGUCCAGUUGAUGACGACAGCCCUGUAGUGACGGACAAGACGACAUGGAGUGAAUGGCUCGCUGAACUACUUGAAGAUGCGCCUUUGUUCAAUUUGCUGGAACUAAUUAUCCAACAGCUGUUCGGUUGGCAAUUGUAUUUGCUGUUCAAUGUAUCUGGCCAAAAGCAUUAUCCUAGGUAUACGAAUCAUUUUAUGCCUAAUUCGGUUAUAUUUGAUAAACGCCACCGCAACCAAAUCAUCAUGUCAAACGUGGGGAUUCUGCUGACUCUGACGGUGUUGUGGACGUGGGCGCGGCACGCUUCCAACGGCUGGUUUGAUGUGAUGCGAUACUAUGGGAUACCAUACGUGUGGACAAAUCACUGGCUUGUCAUGAUUACGUACCUGCAACACACAGAUGUCAAGCUCCCUCACUACCAUGCUUCUAUGUGGACGUUCCCACGAGGAGCUCUUUGCACGAUUGAUCGUGAAUGGCUCGGAUUCGUCGGACCUUGGUUUUUCCAUGGCAUUGCUGAAACGCAUGUGCUUCACCAUGUUAGCAGCAGGAUUCCUCACUACAAUGCUUGGGAAGCUACUGAGGCACUGAAAUCACGUAUUGGCCCGCAUUACAUGAAGUCUACAGAAAAUGUGUUCGUCUCGCUCUGGAAAACAAUUCGCAGCUGUCGCUAUGUGGAGAACGAGCCUGUUACCUUUUAUCGUAAUGCAGAUGGUGUUCCUGGAAGUGUAGCAGUACUGUCGGCUGGUACCGAUUCUGGUGUUGCUCUUUCUGAUUGA
Messenger RNA from Malassezia globosa CBS 7966, 1347 nucleotides. RefSeq lists its product as uncharacterized. Lineage: Eukaryota; Fungi; Basidiomycota; Malasseziomycetes; Malasseziales; Malasseziaceae. Gene Ontology annotation, biological process: unsaturated fatty acid biosynthetic process. Bases 1 to 1347 code for a protein of 448 amino acids. Gene Ontology annotation, molecular function: oxidoreductase activity. The record is from RefSeq and is a predicted model, not a curated record. The transcript has a single exon.